Scophthalmus maximus (turbot) is the source of this 3955-nucleotide messenger RNA. It is a transcript of the gene lonrf1, whose product is annotated as LON peptidase N-terminal domain and ring finger 1, like. Gene Ontology annotation, molecular function: protein binding. The transcript is spliced from 12 exons. NCBI's taxonomy places the organism in Eukaryota, Metazoa, Chordata, Actinopteri, Pleuronectiformes, Scophthalmidae. The record is from RefSeq and is a predicted model, not a curated record. Bases 150 to 2384 code for a protein of 744 amino acids.
CCAACGGGUGUCGUCGGUGACGUCCGUUCAUCGCACCGUGAUGGACCCCGGCGGCCACAGAGAUGUACGGGACGGCUCACCAUCAGAACACUAACACCCACCAAGCAUUAGUUUAUUGAGUUUAAUUCUUUUCAAAUAAGACGCCAACAAUGUCGCUCCAACCGCCAGCGGAGGACGCCACGGUGGAGAGAGGCGCCUUCUUCAUCUGCGGCGCCGACUCGGACGACGUCGCGGCAGAGGAGGAACACCACCAACUCAUACUACAGAAAGCCAACGCGCUGGCAUCGGACAACUGCCUCAAGGAAGCCAUCGACUGGUUCUCGGCGGCCAUGCGGUAUGUCCCCGUGCGACCCGAGCAACUGAGCACUUUUGUGGACUGUAUCCUCCGCAACUUCAAGAGGAAAGCGGUGCCCAGCGAACAGCCGGGCCAGAGUCGGGACGACGACGUGUUCGACUGUCCGAACUGCCGCGGCUUCCUCGGCGAACCGGUGACGCUGGCGUGCGGACACAUGUACUGCAAGCGGUGUCUACAGCGGCGGCUGCUCUCCAAGUGUAGGCUGUGCGGCGAGGCCGCGAGCGGCGAGGGGAGAGCCAACGUGAUCAUGUGCGGCCUGUUGGAGAAAUGGUUCCCCGGCGAGCUGGAGAGGUCGAAAACACUGCGCGAGGUGGACAAGCUGUGUAGGAGCGAGCGCUUCGAAGAGGCGGUGUCGUUGGCGACCGACCUUAUCCACAGCGAUCCAGAGAAGACGGCGGUGGUGAGACUGUCUCGAGCGGAGGCGUACAUGGCUCUCAAACAGCACCGUCUGGCUUUGGAGGACACAGAUUUUUGUCCCGUGUCCAGCUGUUCUGCUGAAGCCUUGUAUAGGAAAGCAAUGGUGCUGAAUGAGAUGGGCGAGGUGAACGAGUCUCUCCAAGUCUUCCUCCACUGCCUGGCUGCGGACGAAGACUUCCCCUGUGCUAAGAGACAAGUGGAAAAGAUCUUGUGUGACCUGCUCUCCCCGGCUGAUGAGAACGUCAAGGUCGGUCUGAGGGAAACGGCGCACAACACAUCGCCUCAUCUGCGCAGCAAAACCCUUGUGGCUAAUGCACAAGCUCAACCACACAGCCCCGUCCAAAGAGGAAACCAACACCAGGUCCGUGCUGCCUCCGCGCACCUGGACAACCAGGACGACAACCAGGAAAACAACCAGCAGAAACGCUGGGAAAGUCUGGAGCGGUCUGGUCUGAGCCGAGCUCACUCGCUUCGGGUGCGCGGCUUGAGCGGCGGUGAAGAGGGACUGAAGAGAGUUUGCUCCGCUCCUCAGCUGGGGGACCAGGAGAAGGGCAGCCUGCUGAAGAGGAAGUUGUCAGUGUCAGACACAGAACCUUAUGUUGUGGACAGUGGAAGUAGCAAACAUAAAAAACAAGGUGUUGCAAAAGGCUCCAGACAGCGGCUUGCCAAAUCUAAAACCAGCAGAAGGAUUCCUGAGGAUCAGCUGGACCCCAAGGACCUGGAGUGCUCUCUCUGCAUGAGGUUGUUUUAUGAACCUGUGACGACGCCCUGUGGCCACACCUUCUGUAAAAACUGUCUGGAACGCUGCUUGGACCACACACCCCAGUGUCCUCUCUGUAAAGAGAGUUUGAAAGAGUAUCUUGCGUGUAGGAAGUACAUGGUGACAACGGUCUUGGACACGCUGGUCAAACAGUAUUUGAGUCAGGAGUACGCAGAGAGAACUAAGACUCAUGUGGAGGAAACCAGAGAGCUAUCUGAUCUGACGAAGAAUGUGCCUAUCUUUGUGUGCACCAUGGCGUACCCCACCGUGCCUUGUCCCCUCCAUGUCUUCGAGCCACGUUAUCGCCUCAUGAUUCGCCGCUGCAUGGACACCGGCACGCGGCAGUUCGGGAUGUGUAUCAAUGAUCCCCAGAAAGGGUUUGUAGAUCAUGGCUGCAUGUUGAUCAUUCGGAGUGUCCAUUUCCUGCCUGAUGGGAGAUCAGUAGUGGACACCAUCGGAGGAAAACGCUUCCGGGUUCUGUCCAGAGGAAUGAAGGAUGGUUACAGCACUGCUGACAUAGAACACUUGGAGGAUACAAGGGUGGAAGACAGUGAUGAGCUCGGGAGACUUCAGGAGCUGCAUGACGCAGUGUACGAGCAGGCCCGCGUCUGGUUCCAGAACCUCAAGAUCCACUUCCACAACCAGAUCCUGCAGCACUUUGGAUCCAUGCCAGAACGAGAAGCUGACAUCCAGGCAACUCCCAACGGUCCAGCUUGCUGCUGGUGGCUGCUGGCUGUCCUGCCCAUCGACCCGCGUUACCAACUGUCUGUCCUCUCCAUGACCAGCCUCAAAGAACGCCUGGUGAAGAUCCAGCACAUCCUCACAUAUCUGCAAAGCAUCCCCGACAACUAGAGCUUCCUCUUCUCGCCACCACCAACAUCCCCUGGACAAUAUAUCAACCCUUAAGCAACCUCGUAAUCAACAUCGGACUAACUAUUAUUUCUACAGAAAUGUGAUCCUUCAUACUUUAAUUUCUUAGUUUGUAUUAAUCCCACACACGAUAAGAGAGAAGAUUAAGCGUCCUUGAACUGUUGAUCACUGAAAUCAGAGAUUUCUGGCCCAACUACCUCAGGGAUUCUUCGAAGGACACACUCUUUGUUUGUGAUUGUCAAAAAUAAUCUAAAUCUGCCCUUUUUCUUUGAGGGACUUUGGUGAAAUAAAAAUAAGUCACUGCGCCACUUGAUAAUGUGUGACGCUGUUGAAGACAAUGAAAGAAAGAAUAUCUAUGGAUCACAUUUUUUUUUAUUGUACUGAGGUGAAGAAAGACUAUUAUGGUUUCUUUUGUUUCAUCUCUGGUGAGACCAGUGUAAAGGAAGUCUUUCUUUUGAUUCUUGGCUCUUAAAAUUUAUAUUAAUAUGGAGAAGGAUGAGGUGAUUCAGUGGAACAAAAUCCUAAAUGCUGAAAGUCGAAAAGCAAGUGGUAAUCUAAUGUGGUUUAGAGGAACCGGUGAGAACUUGCAGACUGCACAACCAAGUGAAACUACAGGCUGGUGCAUGUGUCCCAACACACGAUGAAAGUAUUAAUCGAUCUCUUCCACGCAUCAAGUUUUCUUCUUUUUCCCCUCUCACGUGCUUACCGUGCGCAACGUCAAUCGCUGCCUCCUUAAGUGUUGGCCCGGGGCGCUUCUGUCGAAAGAACGACAAUCCACGUUUCUUCUGUUGGUUUUCACUUUUAAGUUUCUUCCAUGUCGUCGUGCUGAGAUUGGCCAUUGUGUGUGCCUCCUCCCCGAACAUGAUUCUGGAGGAACAUUCGUGAAACCUCAUUGCUCAUAUGUUUUUUUCCCCCUCUCACAGCUCAUAUGCUCUAUCUUCCAAAAUGUCUGUUUGUCAUAGAACUUACAAGUUCCUGCUGGAGUAUGAGGAUUUGAGAGUGUUUUAGAGUUCAGAGGUUCUGUCAUGUUUUAUUUGUCUUUCCUCAAAACCAAAAAAGUUAAUCUUCCCUUUGAAUGAACUUAAACUGAAUUAAUUUAUAAGUUGAUAUAUAUUUUAACAUUCUAACGUGUUUGUAUGAGAAAUUUUAAGGGGGCGUAGAUUAUUAAUAUUAUGACAAAUGAAAACAGCAUGUAAACCGCCAAUAAGUCUGCAUUAUUCUUCAUUCAAAGCUGCUCUGUUGGCCGGGUGGACUUUGUUUGCCUUACACCACUUGGCAUUGUGACACGAUGCAUUGGCUUGGAUACCAUUCCUUUUUGCCAUAGUAUGAAGUAUGUUUUAAAUGUAUUUUUCCCCACUUUCAGGUAGUUCGAGCCACAAUGUGUACACAAUGUGUAUUUAAAAAAAACAAAACAAUUAAUGUCAAGGCUGUUAUAUGUAAAUCAUUUGUAAAAAAAAAAAAAAACGAACAGAAAAAGCUUUUUGGAUAGAUCUAGCUUUUUUGCUCAGUUUUAAGUUAUUGAUUUUCAAUAAUAAAUACACCUCUUUUUUCAA